Messenger RNA from Rhodotorula graminis WP1, 2805 nucleotides. RefSeq lists its product as uncharacterized. Gene Ontology annotation, cellular component: cytoplasm. Gene Ontology annotation, biological process: proteolysis; peptide catabolic process. Lineage: Eukaryota; Fungi; Basidiomycota; Microbotryomycetes; Sporidiobolales; Sporidiobolaceae. The record is from RefSeq and is a predicted model, not a curated record. Gene Ontology annotation, molecular function: peptide binding; zinc ion binding; metalloaminopeptidase activity. The transcript has 15 exons. Bases 1 to 2712 code for a protein of 903 amino acids.
AUGUCGACCGCCACCCAGUCCCAGCAGGACGACGCCCGCCUCUCGACCGACGUCGUCCCCUCGCACUACGACCUCACGAUCCGCACCGACCUCGACACCCUCACCUUUACCGGCACGGGCGAGAUCACCUUUACCACCACCAAGCCCCUCGCCCACCUCACGCUCCACGCCGCCGCGCCUCUCGAGCUCGACGCCGCCGUCCUCGGGUCGACCCAGGUCAAGACUGAGAGCUCGCGCCCGGCCAAGCACCUGCGCGUGCUCGAGAAGAAGGAGCGCGUCGAGAUCUCGUUCGAGGGCGGCGAGGUGCCCGCGGGUACCCACAAGGUCGGCCUCAGGUGGAAGGGCACGCUCGACGACUCGAUGCUCGGCUACUACAAGUCGUCGUUCCCCAAGAAGGACGGCUCGGGCAAGGCGUUCUACGGCCUCACCCAGUUCGAGCCCUGCCAGGCUCGUCGCGCUUUCCCCGGCUUCGACGAGCCCUCGAUGAAGGCGACCUACUCGGUCUCGCUCAUCUCGCGUGUCGGCACCGUCUCGCUCGCCAACACCGAGGUCGUGUCGACCAAGCACCUCGGCCCCGGUGGCACCUUCCCGCGCACCGACCUCCUCGCCGACAACUUCUUCACCGCCGACACGGACAAGGAGGUCGUCGGCAAGACGGUCAAGACCGAGGGCGAGACCAAGCCGACCGAGCCGGCGUCGGCGCAGUCGGGCGACUUCAAGGACGACUGGGAGAUCACGUCGUUCGCCAAGACGCCCAAGGUGUCGUCCUACCUCGUCGCGUGGGCCAACGGCGAGUUCGAGCACGUCGAGUCGUCGUUCACCUCGCCGCUCUCGGGCCGCAAGGUGCCCCUGCGCGUGUACGCGACGCACGACCACAUCGCCCAGGCGGGCCUCACGCUCGAGACGACGGCCAAGAUCCUGCCCAUCUACGAGGAGAUCUUCGACAUCGAGUACCCGCUCGCCAAGCUCGACACGCUCGUCGCGAGCGACUUUGACGCAGGCGCGAUGGAGAACUGGGGCCUCAUCACGGGCCGCACGUCGUACUACCUGUGGGACGCCAAGAACUCGGGCCUGCAGGCCAAGAAGGGCGUCGUCACGGUCCAGUCGCACGAGGUGGCGCACCAGUGGUUCGGCAACAUCACGACGAUGGAGUGGUGGGACAACUUGUGGCUCAACGAGUCGUUCGCGACCCUCAUGGGCGAGGUCGUCAUCCCCGACCGCAUCGAGCCGACCUGGAAGCAGAUCUUUGACGCCCUGACCUACUCCAAGGGCGCGAGCUGCCUCAAGAUGCUGUCCAACUUUGUCGGCGAGGACAAGUUCCUCAAGGGCGUGUCGAUCUACCUCAAGCGCCACCUGUACGCCAACGCGCGCACCGAGGACCUCAUGAAGGGCAUCAGCGAGGCGGCCGGCAUCGAUGCCGGCGGCAUGAUGAAGAAUUGGCUCGGCCAGACCGGGUUCCCGCUCAUCUCGGUCGAGGAGACGUCCAAGGGCCUCAAGGUCCGCCAGAACCGCUUCCUCAGCACCGGCGACGCCAAGCCCGAGGAGGACAAGACGAUCUGGCAGGUGCCUCUGCAGCUCCUCGUCGUCGACACCAAGACGGGUGACAAGAAGGUCCACUCGGACAUCGUCCUCACCGAGCGCGAGAUGACGAUCGACCUGCCCGAGGUCGAGGGCAAGACCUACAAGCUCAACGCCGAGACGUGCGGUGUCUACCGCACCCUGUACUCGGUCGAGCGCCUGUCCAAGAUCGGCGAGGAGGCCGGCAAGGCCAGCAAGUCGGCCUUCUCGCUCAACGACCGCAUGGGCCUCGUCCAGGACGCGAGCGUCCUCGCGUCGAGCGGCUACGCUCGGACGAGCGGCGCGCUCGAGCUCGUCAGCAAGCUCAAGGGCGAGACGGAGAACCUCGUCUGGCAGGAGAUCGGCGGCGCCCUCGGCUCGAUCUCGUCGACCUGGUGGGAGCAGCCCAAGGAGGUGCGGGACGCGUUCAACAAGUUCCGCCGCGACCUCUUCAAGCCCGUCGUCGACCGCCUCGGCUUCGAGUACGCCGACAGCGACGACGUUGACACGGUCGAGCUGCGCACGCUCGCGAUCGCGACGGCGGCCGUCACGGGCGACGAGGCGACGCUCGCCGAGUACAAGCGCCGGUUCGGCCUUUUUGUCGACAAGGACGACGACUCGCAGAUCCCGGGCGACCUCAAGGACAGCAUCUACGCCCAGAGCGUGCGGUUCGGCGGCGCGACCGAGUACGAGAAGGUGCUCGACGUUUACCGCAACCCGAAGACGCCGGCGCACCGCACGAGCGCCAUCAUGGCCCUGUGCGCGCCCGAGGACGAGGCGCUCCUCGACCGCACGUUCGGCCUGCUCCUGUCGGGCGAGGUGAAGAACCAGGACAUGGGCUCGUUCAUCGCGAGCCUCGGCCGCAACCGCGUCUCGAAGCGCAAGACGUGGGAGUGGUUCAAGGCCAACUACGACGAGCUCAUGGUCCGCUUCAAGGGCAACUUCUCGGUCGGCAACAUCAUCAAGUACUCGUUCUUCUCGCUGUCGUCGACCUCGGACGCCAAGGACGUCGAGGCCUUCUUCGCCGACAAGGACACGACCGCGUUCGGCCAGCCGCUCAGCCAGGGCCUCGACUCGGUGCGGUCCAAGGCGGCGUGGCUCGAGCGCGACGCAGGAGACGUCGAGGCGUGGCUCAAGACGAAGCAGUUCCUGUGAGCGUGCAGGCUCGGGCGCUGUCGGAGGUCGAAGAGCAGGACGAGGGCUCGGUCGCUAGCAACUGGGUGGAAUCGCAAAGCUUUCUUUCGUGUU